GCCAACAUGUCUCACGUCAAGGGCGUCGUCCUCGUCCUCCUGUUCCUCACCGCCUCCGUCUGCCAGGCCAAAACCGGCAGUCUGAGGGCCACCACACAGCAGAACGGUGCCCUGCCCAACUGGCUGGUAGGACUGGCAGCGGUGGUCGGCUUUCUCUUCAUCGUCUUUUUCAUCCUUGUGGUCAAGAGGAUCUUUUUCAAGAAAGAAGAGGAUGAAGAGGACGAGGAGAAGCCUGAGCCCACCGUGUACGAAAACAAAGCUCUAGACGUGGACGUAGAGACGGCCAACGAUAAAACCACCAGUCUAUAAUCUAUAAUCUAAGAGAAGACUCAGUUUAAGAGCCAGUGAUGCUGACACGUUGUGGUCCUCUGUGGACUUUACAAACAGGAGGUUUUUGGUCUGUUGGUCCUGGAGUCUGUAAAGUUGCUUUGAGACAAUGUCCAUGGUAAAAAGCGCUAUAUAAAUAAAUCUGACUAGACAAACACUGGAAAAUAAGGAUCUGAAUGACAGAUUUAUUGUGUAUAUUUUUAUUCCAUACAGAAUCCAAUCUGAAUGUUUGAGCAGCUGAGCAACAUUUGAAGAGUCCAAUUGCAAAAAUAAAAAGAUAUAUCACAAUCCAUAAAUUUUAAUAAAUUAUGUUUAUUUUUUAUUAGUUUAUUCCAGGUAAUAUGAAUCAAACUGCAGCUAAAUGUUUUGAUGAAGUAA
Messenger RNA from Trichomycterus rosablanca, 705 nucleotides. RefSeq names its product small integral membrane protein 24 (gene smim24). The record is from RefSeq and is a predicted model, not a curated record. The coding region runs from base 7 to 309 and encodes 100 amino acids. Lineage: Eukaryota; Metazoa; Chordata; Actinopteri; Siluriformes; Trichomycteridae. The transcript is spliced from 3 exons.